AUGGCUUUGUCCCAUGAUCUCUGUUAUUCCAUUGUGGAUAUACGGCUUCUCCUUGAAUACCAUGACUCUUACUCAUCUGUUCUUCGGUACUUCAAUUUUGUGAUGUCCAUUGUGACCUGCCUGGUGGGAUUGGUGGGAAACGCAGUUGUCAUCUGUUUUAUCAGAUUUAUCAUGAAGAAGCACAAGUCUAAGUACUGGUUUCUGAAUAUGGCCAUUGCCGAUUUCUUCUCUCUUCUAAUAUUACCAUUCCAGGCCAUCUCAGGUCUUAAAGGCACCUGGAUAUUCGGGCCCUAUAUGUGCAAACUAUUCAUUUUUUCUAUAUGUGCUAAUAUGUACGCUAGUAUAUACAUUCUUAUCGCCUUAAACAUUGCAAAAGUACUGUCCGUUACACAACCAAUGUUUCACCUCAAAUUCAUCUCUCAACACGCUUCUGUUUCGGUCUGUAUUUUAAUCUGGUUUAUUACGAUACUAUUUAGCCUCCCGGUGUUUUAUUAUGCUGGUGAAGUACAAAUUGGAGAAAUCACAUUAUGCAGCUACUUAGGUAGUAAGACUUUAGUUGACAAUAAGUAUAAUGUGAGUAGUGAAAACGCUACAAGAAAUGUCUUGGUCUCUGAAAUCUACACCAAGUUGAAGCUCUACUUUGAACAAUGCUCAUCUGACACGUGUUGUGGUGGAGAGAAAACUUUCAAUCUUUGGAACCAUUUAAUGUUUUCGUCAAAGCAGUUUGUGAUACCUCUUCUUAUCAUUGGAUACUUUAUACCCCUUGGUGUUAUGAUAGUUUGCAAUAUAAACAUAGUUGCGCAUGUGAGAAAAUCCAAGACUAUUAACACCCAUAGACUCUAUCGAAUCGUUCUCAUAAUCAUCAUGGUGUAUUUCAUAACAUGGACUCCACUCGUCAUUGCAGAGAUUGUGUUUUUCAACGCUGUGUACAAUAUGAACCUCAUAGUCAUGUUCAACGUCCUUAAAUUUAUGCCACUUUUGAUCAACAUUGCUUAUGCAAACAGUUGCUUGAAUCCGGUUGUAUAUGUGUUGAGUGGUGGGAGAAUGAGAACUGGAAUUUCAGAAUUUAUAAGUAGCAUUAAAAGUAAUCCUUAA
Hyla sarda is the source of this 1095-nucleotide messenger RNA. Its product is annotated as C3a anaphylatoxin chemotactic receptor-like. The coding region runs from base 1 to 1095 and encodes 364 amino acids. The transcript has a single exon. Gene Ontology annotation, cellular component: plasma membrane. Gene Ontology annotation, molecular function: G protein-coupled receptor activity; complement receptor activity. The record is from RefSeq and is a predicted model, not a curated record. NCBI's taxonomy places the organism in Eukaryota, Metazoa, Chordata, Amphibia, Anura, Hylidae. Gene Ontology annotation, biological process: positive regulation of cytosolic calcium ion concentration; complement receptor mediated signaling pathway; inflammatory response.